AUGGGUCCAAAAAAGAAGGCAAAAACUACCAUACCACACUUGAGAAGACAAUCUACUAGACUACAAGCUGUCCAUAGCGAGACACAAUCUGAUAGAGCGGCCCAUUCAUUACCCUCUGUCGAUGGGUCACCCCUUUCCAUUAAUAGGAUGGUGGAGUCAUCACCAUCUAUAGAUUGUCCUUCACAGCCAUCAUUAUCUUCACAGCAAGAGACCCAACCUUCUCCAUCUAGCCAAAUGGGAGGACAACUAUCCACACAUACGGAGAUGAGAAGAGAGACCGAGCCAUGCACAUCUAUACCAGUAGCACCUAGUUUAGAAGCAGAAAAUGUCGACUUGUGUUUCGACAUUGGAGAUCGCUUCGUCGUCGUCGUAGAUAGUAAUGGCAAUCGAGUAAAGAGACAAUUGCACUCGAUUCCUGAUAUUUGGCAUCUUCCAGAAGGGGAGCGCAUUGAAAUGAAGCUUAAUCUUCUUGGUCAACCUAUAAAAAAGCAAGACUCAAAGGUGGUAAGGUUUGGUGGUCUGAUAGCGAGAAGUAAUAAGUUGGUUCCAAUAAUUUACAAAGAUUGGAGGUCGGUGCCUACUACCGUGAAGGAGGAAGCGUGGGGUCUUAUAAAAGUAUGA
Messenger RNA from Carya illinoinensis, 621 nucleotides. RefSeq lists its product as uncharacterized. The record is from RefSeq and is a predicted model, not a curated record. The coding region runs from base 1 to 621 and encodes 206 amino acids. The transcript is spliced from 2 exons. NCBI's taxonomy places the organism in Eukaryota, Viridiplantae, Streptophyta, Magnoliopsida, Fagales, Juglandaceae.